Molecule: messenger RNA, 3838 nt
Organism: Harpia harpyja (harpy eagle)
Lineage: Eukaryota; Metazoa; Chordata; Aves; Accipitriformes; Accipitridae
Product: hsp90 co-chaperone Cdc37-like 1
Exons: 6
Coding region: 1408-2391 (327 amino acids)
Biological process (GO): protein stabilization; protein folding
Cellular component (GO): cytoplasm
Molecular function (GO): protein-folding chaperone binding; heat shock protein binding
Source: RefSeq, a predicted model, not a curated record
CAAGAUUUUGGUAGCAGGGGGGCUGCAGGAGUGGCCUCUGUGAGAAGAAACCAGGGGCUGCCCUCAUGUCAGACAGAGCCAGUUCCAGCCAGCUCCAAAAUGGACCCACUGCAGGCCAAAGCUGAGCCAAUCAGCGAAGCUGGUGGCACCUCUGUGAUAACAUAUUUAAGAAAGGGCAAAAAAUUACUGUGUAGCAGUUGUGAGAGAGAGGAGCGAGGAAAAAAUGUGAGAGAAACAACCUUGAAGACAUCAAGGUCAGAGAAGAAAGAGGAGGAGGAGGUGCUCCAGGCACCAGAGCAGAGAUUCCCCUGCAGCCCGUGGAGAAGACCAUGAUGCAGGUUGUCCCCCAGCAACCCAUGGAGAGGACCACAUGCCAGAGCAGGUAUUCCCUGCAGCUCAUGGAGAGGACCAUGCUGGAUGCAGCACAUGGAGGACACCGUACUGGAGCAGGUGGAUGUGCUCUGAAGGAAGUUGCAGCCGGUGGAGAGCCCAUGUUGGAGCAGGGUCCUGGCAGGAGCUGCAGCUCAUGGGGGACCCAUGUUUGAGCAGUCUUUUCCUGAAGGACUGUACCCCAUGGAACAGAACCAUACUGGAGCAGUUCUUGAAGAAAUGCAGCCCGUGGGAAGGACCCCACGCUGGAGCAGGGGAAAAGCAUGAGGAGGAAGGAGCGCCAGAGAGGAACUGUUACAAACUGACUGCAACCCCCAUUCCCCAUUGCCCCAUCGCCACUCAGGACAGGGAGGAGGAGACAGAAGAGUCAGGAACAAUAGAGUGAAGUUGAGCUUGGGAAGGGGGAGGGGAAUGUGUCUUCAGUUUUGUCUUUGUUUCUCACCAUCUUACUCUAUUUUUAAUUGGCAAUAAAUUAAAUUAAUCUCCUCCAAGUUGAGUCUGUUUUGCCCAUGAUGGUAAUUGGUGAGCAAUCUUCCUGUCUUUAUCUCGACCCACAAGCUUUUUUUCAUCUUAUUUUCUUCCCUUGUCCUGCUGAGGAGGGGGAAUGAGUGAGUGGCUUGGUGGGCACCUGGCAGCCAGCCAAGGUCAAUCCACCACAGUAAUAUUAAUCCAUGCUGGACGGUAGGUAGUAAUAGUUACUCUAUUGUUAUGAUUUGACAUCAUAAAGCAGAUGCUUUCUUCUCAGAAGUAUGUCUUACAAGUAUUCUGCUAUUUUGGCUAUUGUUAAUUUUGCAGAAUAAAGAUAGCCAGAGGGGAAUGAGGAAAAUCCUUUCAUCUACGAAAGAAUUUUAUGAUAUGCAGUCUGGAGAUUGUAUUACUGGUGACAAUACUUGAUCCGUGAUUCUGUAAAUAUCUUUCAAUUAAGUUUAGAAAGCUUGAAGUAGAAGUUUCCUUUAAAAGUCAUCUAGCUGCACAGUAUCAUGUUUAGUCACUGUUGUGAAUAAUAUUGCUUUUAAGAUGCCUUCCAUCUCAUUGUUCUAUUUGGGAGUCAAAGCGUUCUGUUUCUAUAUGCUUCAUAAAUUCUAUCAGUUUUCCUUCCAUAAACAGCAUGUUUUGUUUUCCACACAGACCUAUGGUCAAGGGAUUGAAUUAAUCUGUCAAAACCAAAAAGAGUUUGUGAAGAGCUCUGUAGAAUCCAAAUGGAAUCUAGCAGAAGCCCAGCAGAAACUUGGUAGUUUAGCACUGCAUAAUUCAGAAUCCAUGGAUCAGGAAUAUGCUAAAGCACAGACUGAAGCUUCAGAACUGAGACAUAGAGAGGAAGAGUGGAGAAGAAAAGAAGAAGUGCUAAUACAGAGGGAAAGACAGAAUCUAUGGAAUACAGAUUCUUUUAGUAAGGAGGUAUUUAAUAAGAGUUUUAUUAGUCAAUAUAAAAGAAAAGAAGUAGAUGAUGAAGAUAUAUCCAAAUCACUUAUACAGAAGCAUGAACAAAAGAUUAGAUACUUUGGUAUGCUGGGCAGAUGGGAUGACAGUCAAAGAUUUUUGUCUGACCACCCGUAUCUUGUAUGUGAAGAAACAGCUAAAUAUCUCAUCUUAUGGUGUUUUCAUCUAGAAGCUGAACAGAAAAGAGCUCUGAUGGAACAAAUAGCACACCAAGCAGUUGUGAUGCAGUUUAUUAUAGAAAUAGCCAGAAGUUGUAAUGUGGAUCCAAGAGGCUGUUUUCGUCUAUUUUUCCAAAAAGCCAAAGCAGGAGAAGAAGGCUAUUUGGAAGCUUUUAAAACUGAGCUUGAAGCAUUCAAAUCAAGAGUGAGAAUCUGUUCACAGUCUCAAGGGUUUCAAGCUAUGUCAGUACAGAAUCCUAGUGUCUAUACUGGUAUUGUAGAAGGACUGGAGUCUUUGUCACAGGAUGCAAAUGAUCUACAAGGUUGCAUAAACAGAAGUGUCUGCGACUUAAACUCAAUGCUACAAAAAGAUGAAGAACCCAAAAUGAUGGACACAGUAUAGCACUGUUAAGACUGAGGCAAAGUACUCUUUUUUUAUUACAAAGAAAAGAAUGUGGCUAUUUUCUUGACACAUUUUUAUGGGUAUUGCACUUUAUUUUUGGUGCUUUGAGUGAGGGGGGAUUUGGAGGGAGGGUAAUCCGGAAAUACUUGUAAUAAUGUUUGAAAAUGUGCUGCUAGGUUUUUGGUUGUCUAUGAAGAAUGGGGUUCUCAUUGCCAAAUGUGAAACUGGAUGUGUUUUAUGCUACUAAAUUUGCCUUUCAUGAAUUUGGGAAUUAAAGUAUGAAAAAGAAAUUACAUAAAUACAAUGUUUACAAUAAGUGCUAGAUUUCUGGUGGAAUCUCUUAUGCUCUUAAAUCUGGUUUUAUCAUUAAUAGCAAUAAAUUGGUAUGACAUCAGUACUGCAGAUCUGGAUGGCGUCAAUUAAAACACUGGCUCUCUACCUCUUCUAAGAGGAUUUAAAUGUCACAUUUUGCUUUCAUAAAAAAAAUCUUGUGUGUUGUUCCCCUCCUCCCCUGUAUUGGGUUUUUGUGGCAAGGUUUUGGUAGCAGGGGGGUUACAGGGGUGGCUUCUGUGAGAAGCUGCUAGAAGCUUCCCCUAUGUCUGACAGAGCCAAUACCAGCCGGCUCUAAGACGGACCCGCCGUCGGCCAAGGCCGAGCCAAUCAGUGAUAGUGGUAGCGCCUCUGUGAUAACAUAUUUAAGAAGAGAAAAAAGUUGCGACGGGCACAGAAACGGCAGCCGGAGAGAGGAGUGAGAACAUGUAAGAGAAACAACCCUGCAGACACCAAGGUCAGUGAAGAAGGAGGGGGAGGAGGUGCUCCAGGCGCCGGAGCAGAGAUUCCCCUGCAGCCCGUGGUGAAGACCAUGGUGAGGCAGGCUGUCCCCCUGCAGCCCAUGGAGGUCCACGGUGGAGCAGAUAUCCACCUGCAGCCCGUGGAGGACCCCACGCCGGAGCAGGUGGGUGCCCGAAGGAGGCUGUGACCCCGUGGGAAGCCCACGCUGGAGCAGGCUCCUGGCAGGACCUGCGGAUCUGUGGAGAGAGGAGCCCAUGGAGCAGGUUUUCUGGCAGGACUUGUGACCCCGUGGGGGACCCACGCUGGAGCGGUGUGCUCCUGAAGGACUGCACGCCAUGGAAGGAACCCACGCUGGAGCAGUUCGUGAAGAACUGCAGCCUGUGGGAAAGACCCACGUUGGAGAAGUUCGUGGAGGACUGUCUCCUGUGGGAGGGAUCCCACGCUGGAGCAGGGGAAGAGUGUGAUGAGUCCUGCCCCUGAAGAGGACGAAGCGGCAGAGACAACGUGUGAUGAUCUGACCGUAACCCCCAUUCCCCGUCCCCCUGCGCCGCUGGGGUGGGGUAGGUAGAGAAUCCGGGAGUGAAGCUGUGCCUGGGAAGAAGGGAGGGGUGGAGGGAAGGUGUUCUGAGAUUUGGUUUUAUUUCUCAUUACCCUA